Toxorhynchites rutilus septentrionalis is the source of this 812-nucleotide messenger RNA. RefSeq lists its product as uncharacterized. The transcript has 4 exons. The record is from RefSeq and is a predicted model, not a curated record. NCBI's taxonomy places the organism in Eukaryota, Metazoa, Arthropoda, Insecta, Diptera, Culicidae. The coding region runs from base 18 to 812 and encodes 264 amino acids. Gene Ontology annotation, cellular component: nucleus.
CGCCAAUAAAAACAAAAAUGGAAGUGAAACAAGUGCGUGUGACUAACUGCAAGCAGUUUGAACUUCUUGUGGCCCGGAUGGAAGCACAUCCUGCGGUGGCAAGGGGAGUAAUGUUUUGUCAAGCUUCGCGCAUAACCAAGGAGCGUUAUACGGAAAUUUGGAAGGAUCUGGCCACCGGCUUGAAUAGUCUCGGUCCCCCAACGAGGUCGGUCCAUGAAUGGCAGAAAGUUUGGACAGACUUCAAGCUGAAGGUGAAACGCAAGCUCACCCAUAAUAAGCGCGAGACAGAAGCGACUGGUGGAGGGCCCAACCAAACGAUGCUUUUAACAUCGAUAGAGGAAGCGGUAGUUAAUCUGUUGUCUCUCGAUCGGGCUAUUGACCAAUCUGGUCCUGUAUUUGGCCUACCCAUUCGCGAGUCAUCAUCACCGAACAACACUCUAGAAGGCCUGAUGAUCAAGCCAACACCAGAACAGGAAUUAAACGAUAUUGAGAAUGCAGGGAGUAGCAACGACGGCCAAAACAAACGAAAACGUACACUACGCCAUACUCUACAGGAUACAGACAACCGUCUCAAUAUGCUAGAAAAACAGACAAAAUUUCUGAAGCAAAUGGCCGAAAAUUCUGCAGAAACCGCCCGAUACACGAAGAAAAUAUUCAAGCUGAAGGAAGAGGAGGUCAAGGAAAAUCAGGCGUACAGACUACGGAAGGAAAAACAAAGACAGGAUGAGCUGCAAUACAAUUUACAGUUGCUAGCAUAUAAGGAACGAAAACUUAAUCUACUUGAACGUCAAGUAGGACAGAAAAAUGAUUAA